This is a messenger RNA of Telopea speciosissima, 1821 nucleotides long. Its product is annotated as guanylate kinase 2-like. Gene Ontology annotation, biological process: purine nucleotide metabolic process. Bases 246 to 1475 code for a protein of 409 amino acids. Gene Ontology annotation, molecular function: GMP kinase activity; protein binding. Gene Ontology annotation, cellular component: cytosol. NCBI's taxonomy places the organism in Eukaryota, Viridiplantae, Streptophyta, Magnoliopsida, Proteales, Proteaceae. The record is from RefSeq and is a predicted model, not a curated record. The transcript is spliced from 11 exons.
AUAUAAGAACGAAUUGUGAUAUUUUUUUCCAAGUUUGAAACAAAUUAUAAUUCUUCUCUUUAUAUUCUUCUCUGAUUCAUAUCAAGGUUAGAAACCCAGUUUCCGCAUUCGAAGGAAGGCCAAGUCUUGAGCGAGUCUGGCUUGAGAGACCUUGGUAUCAACCGACCCACCUUAAAAUUUACUGCUUUUCAGAGGGAUUCUCUUGAUACGAGGUUGAAGCUUGAAUCCUGGAGCUAGAUUUCUCCAUGGGUGAAGCUCAGGAGAUCUUCCUAAAUGGGAUACAUGGAGUUUUCCCUGUUGGGCUUGAUUCAGAAUCCAAAGGCUACCAGACAGCUACCAUACUUAGCGAGAAGAUUUUUAUGAUCGGGGGUUCGGAUGAUGGAUCCAACCUGUCCAUAGGCAUCCGGAUUUUUGACAAAUCGACGGGUAAAUGGGAUAUUCCCACUGUGUUGGGUACAAAACCCACCCCAUGCAAGGGUCACUCUGCAGUUCUUUUAAAUAAAGAAAGAAUUUUGAUUCUUAAGAGGGACUCCACCCCGGAUGACUGUGCUUGGUUUCUUGAGGUGGAUACCCCAUAUGUUAGAGAACAAAAGAAGAUAAUGGAAACUGAGGUGGUUGCUUGGAGUAAAGGUGUUAAAGGUGAAGGUCCUAAACCAAUUGUUAUCAGUGGCCCCUCUGGAGUGGGCAAGGGCACACUGAUAUCUAAAUUGAUGAAGGAAUUCCCAUCUACAUUUGGGUUCUCUGUGAGCCACACAACUAGGAGUCCCAGGGAGAAGGAGACAAAUGGAGUCCAUUACCACUUCACUGAACGAAGCGUGAUGGAGAGGGCCAUAAAAGAUGGGAAGUUCCUUGAAUCUGCAUCUGUUCAUGGUAAUCUUUAUGGGACCAGUAUUGAAGCUGUUGAAGUAGUAGCAGAUGCAGGAAAGAGAUGCAUACUUGACAUAGAUGUUCAAGGUGCCAGGUCCGUAAAAGCUAGUUCUCUUGAAGCAAUUUUCAUCUUCGUCUGCCCACCCUCAUAUGAGGAGCUUGAAAAGCGACUUCGUGCACGGGGUACUGAAACAGAGGAACAGAUUCAAAAAAGACUGAGGAAUGCAAAAAUGGAGCUUGAGCAAGGAAAGUCAUCAGGUCUUUUUGAUCAUAUGUUGAUAAAUGAUAACCUUGAGACAUGCUAUGAGACUCUUAAGAAACUCUUGGGUCUUGAUGGAAGCAUGGAGGCCAUCUAUCAAUCAUCUCCCAAAACCUUGGAACACCCCAUAGACCAUUUGGUAUCUGAAAUGGAUCAGAAGGUCCUGGUUCAAUGCGGAACUCCUGAACUAGAAAAAGUGUCAAAGAGCUUGUUUGUACUCGAUAUUUCUACAAUUAAAGGAGGGGCCCCAGGCCGGACAAGAGGACUAAACAUGUAUGCAAUGGACCCAUUUACAGAUGGUUUGAAUGGGUUUAAACAGCUCCAAAAUCCAGUCUAUUCAAUGAAUUGAAGUGGUGGACUAAUCAAGACUAACUCUGGUGCUCAGUUUUGCAUUUUUUUUUAAACUAAGAAAAAGAAGAGAAUGGUGGAAAAUACAGUCGAAACACGACUCUUCUAUUAAUCUCCUCAUGCAUUGCUGAUUCAUGGUGAAUAUAUCUGAGGAAACCAUUCUUUAUUAUUUUUAAUGGGAACAAGGGCAGCUAGAAUUUUUUUUUAAUUUAUUUAUUUUCCUCCUCAUUUGUAGUAGAGUUAAAGAGGAUUCAGUCAUUUGAAUGAUUUUUUUGAUCUUCUGAAUUCUCUCUUAGUUUUUGAGUUUUUAUAUUUGCAAUCAAUAUAUAAUAGAUUUGAUUCUAUUA